UUGUGGAGUGGAUCUGUGGGCGCUCGCUGAAUGCUAUAUUUGUGACGUGAUAGGGAAGUCAGUCGAUUCGCGGUUCGCGCUUUGUGAUAUUGCGUGCAAGAUGGGAAUUUUCUUUGCUAAGAAAAAGCCGAGUCGGGUCACUGAGCAGGACAAAGCGAUCCUGCAAGUGAAACAAUCAAUGGAUAAAAUUAAGCAGUACCAGAAGAAACUUGAGGAAAGCAUGGAGAAGGAACGAUUACUUGCGAAGGAACUUUCGAAAAUGGGCAAGAAAGACCGUGCAUUACUGUUGUUAUGCAAGAAGAAAUAUCAAGAACAAAUUAUGAAUCGCUUAUACCAUCAAGUAGAAAGUCUUCAUCGUUUGAUAAUGGAUUUGGAAUUUGCUAAAAUUGAGAUGAAAGUUGUUGAUGGCCUAAAAACUGGCAAUACUGCAUUGAAGCAAUUAAACACUUUGAUGUGUAUCGAUGAUAUUGAAAAGAUUCUAUGUGAGACGAGAGAGGGCAUCGAAAAGCAAAACGAAAUUGCUGAAAUAUUGACGUCAACUAUUGCUACAGAGGAAAAAAUUGACGAAAGAGAAAUUGAAGCAGAAUUGGAUGCACUGAUGGAAGCAGACAUUAAUGAGAAAGCUCCUGAUAUACCAAAGGAUGUUUUAUUAUCAGAUGUACCAAAGGAUGUUUUAUUACCAGAUGUACCAAAGGAAUUACCGGAAGAGGAGAAAAGUCGUACAAAAGAAAAGAUUCAAGUAAUGCAGUAAAUGGCAUUAAACUCAGGAAUUAAUGGACUUUUGAAAUAAGUGAUAAUAAUAAAUGUAAAAUUAAUUAACAGACAAUUGAGAGCUAAAAAUAGAUGCCAGUUAUUCUUGCGUAUGAUUAACAAAUUUAUUUUAUCAAAAAAGAUAUUACAUUAAAUUCGCACGAAGGCCUUGAUGAUACCUCGAACG
Messenger RNA from Cyphomyrmex costatus, 937 nucleotides. It is a transcript of the gene Vps20, whose product is annotated as vacuolar protein sorting 20. Bases 101 to 751 code for a protein of 216 amino acids. The transcript is spliced from 3 exons. Lineage: Eukaryota; Metazoa; Arthropoda; Insecta; Hymenoptera; Formicidae. Gene Ontology annotation, biological process: vesicle budding from membrane; late endosome to vacuole transport via multivesicular body sorting pathway. Gene Ontology annotation, cellular component: ESCRT III complex; multivesicular body. The record is from RefSeq and is a predicted model, not a curated record.